UUUGCGUUCUCAAUUUCAGAGAAACUUGUUUCAAGAUGGCGCUACGAGGCUUGAAAGUGGUGGAAAUGGCGGGACUAGCGCCGGCUCCAUUUUGUGGCAUGAUGCUUGCGGAUCACGGCGCGUCGGUCGUGCGAGUCGACAGACCAAGAGCGAUGGAUGUGGAUCGAUUAGCAAAGGGGAAGCGGUCUUUGAGCGUGGACUUGUCCAAGGAAGCGGGAGUUCGGAUUGUGCGCAAGUUGUGUUCUACUGCUGAUGUUUUGAUUGAUCCAUUCAGAAUCGGUGUGAUGGAGAAGCUUGGUCUGGGUCCGAAAGUGUUGAUCGAGGACAACAAGUCUCUCGUUUAUGCGAGACUCAGCGGGUUCGGCCAUUACCCAACAGACGGUUUGACUCGGAAAGCGGGUCAUGACAUCAACUUUUUGGCCACGUCUGGAAUCCUGUCGCGACUUGGCGCUGCCGGCAGUCCACCAGUGGCGCCCGUGAAUCUCCUGGCUGACUUUGGUGGCGGUGGUCUCAUGUGCGGCUUUGGCAUCAUGGCGGCACUGUACAGGCGAGCCCUGGACCCGGAGAAACGAGGCCAGGUGGUGGACUGCUCCAUGACUGAAGGUGUGGCCUACAUGGCGUCAUGGCUGUACACUUCCUCGGGAAUGGAGGCGAUUUGGAGUGGACCCAAAGGAACUAAUUUACUGGAUGGCGGUUACGCCUUUUACAGCUGUUACGAAACCAAGGACAAGAAGUACAUAGCUGUCGGUGCUUUGGAGCCGCAGUUCUUCGACCGUCUGGCCACUGCUUUGAAUCUCUCUGAAGAAAUGCGAUCAGAGCAUCAACUGGACCCAGACGAACAGCCGAGACUCAAGCAACUGCUCGCGGAAACCUUCCGCAGAAAGACUCGUCAAGAGUGGGAAGAGGAAUUCUCGCGUCUUAAUUUAGAUGCGUGCGUCUCGCCAGUGCUGGAGAUGGACGAAGUCAGCAAACAUCCUUUGGCUGUGGCGAGGAAGAGUUUCUUUGAAGACGAUGGUGAAACGAAUGAGUAUGGGGUGAGACCCUGGCCGGCUCCGAGGUUGGAAAACUACCCGGCAGUGCCAAGUAGUCAGUCGCCGAUUGUUGGGCAGCACUCCGUUGAAAUUCUGCGCGAAAUUGGAUACGGGCAAUCCGAGAUUCAAGAAUUUUCCGACGGUGAAAUUAUUUAUGAUUCCGGGGAGUCGUUUUCAUCCAAGUUGUGAUGGGUCUGUAUUACGGGAAUCGUUUGAAUUUUGAGGAGACGACGGGUGAAUUUAUUGGGAUAUUACAUUCUCUGGAGGAUUGUUAGCUAUUCUUUUGGAUGGAAUAGAGAGGCAUUUUUGUGGCUUCGUGUGUCAUUGUGAUGAUUCGCGAUAAAUGCUGAAAUUUGUAUGUACUGUACUGUAUUCUGUCAUCCUCUGUGGGUUCUUGAGUUUGAAUCGUUCAAAUUUUUUGAAAAAGGGUUAAUUCAUUGGAAUUUCACUGUUUAUAUUUGCUAUUGAUUGUACGAAAUAGAGGAAUAUUUUCAUGGCCCACUGCUCA
This is a messenger RNA of Notodromas monacha, 1539 nucleotides long. Lineage: Eukaryota; Metazoa; Arthropoda; Ostracoda; Podocopida; Cyprididae. The record is from the annotation of a GenBank genome assembly.